UGUCAAACACGUCCGCAUCAUCUACUCGUCAUGUGUUUUCCUCAUGACUCGUGAGUUAUCAACCCCCACCUCAUCGUAAUCUCAUCAAGGGCGAUACGUUCAAAUUCCAAAGUCUUUAAAAUCGGUCCAAAAUAUAUUUCCUUACUUCUAUUGCACAACACCGUCAAACAUCCUUUCUCCGUUUCCUCGACUCGAAUCGACUUUCCCUAAAAUCUCAGUUUUCAGUUACGAAUUCAAUUCUUUUCAGUUUCUUCCGUUUCUCUCUCUCACACACAAACACAAAGGAAGACACACACUAAACAAGAUCAGAGAUGAUGUCAAUUGAAAGGAUUUGCUCGCAUGAAAUUCUGUGUGGAGUUCAAGAAGAAGUUCUCACAACGAUGGAUCAAAUAGCUCGAAGGUUUCCGAAAAAUUCUAUACAGAGUACGCCCUGAUGUUGUAAAUUUAGUGUAGUUUUCUUCUAAGUACAAUACAAUCAGAUAAUCAUCAGGAGUGACUUCUGGAAUUUUUCGUCAAUUUUAUGUUUUAAAUUUGGAAGAUCGUAUAUCCGAAUCGGUUUUUAUCACUUUAUAUUGCUAAAGACUCUUCGUUUUCUUAGUUUAAGUAAUUGUUAGAAGUUUCGGUGUUUGUUUGUCUGAUAAACGAAGUACCGUAAUUGAAAUCUGGUGUUGAUGGUGGAAUUAUAGAAUCCUAGGGUUUCAUAUGUGCUCUUUCCUUUCUAAGAUUUGAUAGUUCUGGUUGGCGUUGCUGUUUAAGCUUUUAGAUAAGUAAAUUGAAUGGCGGGAAGUAGUAGUGCGUUAGGGUUCCCGAAGAGUCAAUGCUGUAGCAGUUUAAGAGAACAGUUGGCGAGAACUACAUUACGAAAUGUGAGAUUAAAGGGUCACUCGUAUGUGGAGCUUAGGGAAGAUAACAAGAAGCCUAUAUUCUUCUGCGUUUUGUGUCUGUCUCCAUGCCAUAACGAUUCAGUUCUGCAUGAUCAUCUUCGCGGGCAUCUCCAUAAGAAGAACUAUGAAGCUGCUAAGUCUACCUUGCUGAAAGAGAAUCCUUGGCCCUUUAACGAUGGGAUGCUUUUCUUUCAUACUCCAUGUAAUGAAAAGAGUCCCUUGCUAACUUCAAACCCUAACUUAGGAAGUAAUUUGCUGUUGAGUGAAAGUAAUGAGAACAACAGUCUUGCCAUUGUUGCUUCUAAUGGAAGCCCAAGUUCACUUGGAGAUGAAGACAAUAUGGAUGUUGAUGAAAAUGGGUAUCAUUUGAUUGUACCACAAGUUCUGCAUAAAGAUAUAGUUACUGAUCUAGAAGUUAGAUCAAUUGGUCUUGGGAAAAUUGGUGUUAGGUACUAUCAGAAAGAUGGAGUUAGAAAGGGUAUCAGUAGAAUCUGGUGUGAAUGGAUUGGGAAUUGUCAUCCUAAUCAAGAUGAUACAACCCCACAUCAUGACUUUGCCAUUCUGUCAUUUUCAUUUAACUAUGACAUGGGCAGAAAGAAUGUGCUAGAUGAAAUGUUGUUUUUGCCUUCCUCAGAAGUAAACAAAGAGAAUAGAGGAAAGAAGAGGAAGUCAUUCUCUGAUCCAGAAGAUGUGAGUGAAUCUUUGAGCAAUCAGUGUGAAUCUUCAGGUGAAGAAUACUUGGCUUCUGGUGACUCUAGUUCAAGAAAACUUGUAAAAUACGAUGAUAACUCACUGAAAUUGGGAAUUAUACCUAGCCGAAGUGUGAGGAAAGAGUUGAGGGUGCAUCGACGUGUAGCUUCAGAAAGAGUGUGUGAUAUCUGUCAACAUAAGAUUCUUCUUGGUAAGGAUGUGGCUACACUUCUCAACAUGAAUACUGGUAGACUUGUUUGCAGCAGUAGAAACUUGAAUGGGGCGUUUCAUGUAUUUCACAUUUCGUGCCUCAUUCACUGGGUACUUUUCUGUGAUUAUGAAGUUUAUACAAAACAACUAGUUGCUCCUAAAGUAAAGAAGCGAGGUAGAAGGAAGAAAGGUGUCAAUAUUACUGAAGCUGAAAAGGAGGAAAGAAAGCAAAUUUAUUGUGCAUUUUGUCCAGAAUGCCAGGGGACUGGUAUAGACAUUGAUGGAGAUGAGUUAGAGAAACCAACAGUCUCCUUAUCUGAGAUGUUCAGGUAUAAAAUGAAAGCAAGUGAUGGACACAGAGAAUAUAGAAAAUGUCCUGAAAUGUUGCAAAAUUGCUCAACAGGGUUUCAUUUUCCUACCCAGUCUGAAGAAACAAUGCAGGAAAACGUGUCACCAUUGAAGAUGCUUCGAUUCUAUCGUGCUGUUUGAAUAAUGAGUAAUGUAAACCUUAUGUAUGUAGUUGUACAUUGGAAAAACAUCUGAAGUAGGUCCUUGUAAUUUGUAAAUGUACAUGUAUAUCAUCUCAAGUAUAUGGUUCUUUGUUUGGGCUGUGGUUAA
Messenger RNA from Lactuca virosa, 2402 nucleotides. NCBI's taxonomy places the organism in Eukaryota, Viridiplantae, Streptophyta, Magnoliopsida, Asterales, Asteraceae. The record is from the annotation of a GenBank genome assembly.